This is a messenger RNA of Lasiodiplodia theobromae, 2430 nucleotides long. Its product is annotated as Pfs domain protein. The record is from RefSeq and is a predicted model, not a curated record. The transcript is spliced from 3 exons. The coding region runs from base 1 to 2430 and encodes 809 amino acids. NCBI's taxonomy places the organism in Eukaryota, Fungi, Ascomycota, Dothideomycetes, Botryosphaeriales, Botryosphaeriaceae.
AUGGAUGAUCUAUUUCAGGCCAUGGAGGACAGGUCGCUGAGAGGACCUGUCUUCGACGCACGGUUUGAAGUAGAGUGGGAUCUCUUGGGCUUUCUUAGGCGCCAAAAGUAUGACGCGCCGCUGGAGAUUGCAGUUGAGCGAGCUAUCACACUUACAGGGUCAGCCAAGAAUGCUCAGGCAAUGACGUGUUUGGACUACAUGUCCCAGACCUGGCCGGUGAUUGGGGAAGAGAUUGUCAAGGUCCUUCAAAAAGCACUGAAGGCAACCAACCUGUCUUGCAAAAAACUGUGUGAGCAAUUUUCCUGGCUGGGCGCUGCCCUCGGCCCCAGCCCCGAGGACACUUCGCAGCCGUCCACAGUAUGGCUGGCUACCCCGGUCGUCUCUGCCUUCAAUUCUGGCGAACUUCAUACGAACCCUCCAUCCAUCACUGUACGAAUACGCUUCUCCACCCGCUCGAUCCCAAAUGGCUCUCUGGCACAUGGAGCGUGCUGGCACGCCUUGUUCCACCACCCAGUCGUCGUCAACGGCUUUCCAAUUCGGGCCCGCCGGAACGGCGAACGGGGACUGGAAGCGUCUACAGCCUUGAUGGGUGCGCUGGCAGAGGCUCGUUAUGUAUCGCAGUAUGCCGAAACGCUGGUUCUGAAGGGAUUCUGCUCGAUGCUCGUUCCGACAGCGCAUACCGAAACGUCGAUUACGUGGCACUACGUCUACAACAAGGAUCUGUCUUGGCUUCCGUAUAGUGGGUUCCGCAGGGAGUGCCCGGAGGUGGUUGCCAACGACGUGCUGGAUUCGGACAUGUUGAAUGCCGGUAACAAGCGCAACUUCGUGGGGUGGGCAUCGAGCAUUAGCAGGAAUCUCGGCACGGAAACAGCUCUCUACCAAGAGAUACGGCCGGCGGGGGCACCGGAGAGCUCUACGAGAGUGGCAUCUGAGAAAAAGCUUACAAUAUCCGUCAGUAAGCUGUUCGGGACGUCUGACUCUUUCCUCAGGGGCCAGCGCGAUAAGUCGAUUAUCUCCAGCAGUGCCUCAUACACAGGCCAAGUGUAUGCCGCACGUCGGAUCCCGGUACUUCUCUACGACGUGGCAACAAAGCGUGGUUGGCUGGUUGAUGGUGCAAGCGCCCUACUGCACAUUGCCAGAAGUCAAGUUGAACAUCCACCGUUGAGGGACGUCUCACACUUCAACGAUAGAGCUGUGAAUAAGCGCAUUUCAUUCAAGCAUCCGGAUGCUAGAGGUGGCCCAGAAGCGGCGAGCCAUGCGCUAACGGAUGAAGACAACCAGCGGCACAUCAUUAUCCGCGAGUUCGACCGCUACGAGGAAGACACCAAGGGCAAGCCGAAAGAAAAGAUGUCAUACCGCUGCUUCAAGGACAUCGUCUCGGCCACUUGGGACACGUUUGACAAAAUAUACUCGGCACAGGACGAGUUGAAGAAGAGCGCGAAGCAGCAACUCAAGAAUCCCUUCCAGAAAGGCAUCGAGGGCUAUGAGUUCAUGGGCAUAGUUUCGCCGCACGGGCCCCUUACCAGACGGAAAGUCAACCUCCACACCAACGGCGCCGAGUGGUCGGAAUUCGUAGCACGCAUCAACGCCAUCACGCUCUUCGGACGGAACUUUGGCGAAAUCUACGAGCCAACCGCCGAGGCAAAUCUCUGCAGCCCCUGGCGCACCGUCCCUGUGGACCAGGAAUAUCUUACCGUUCCGGUAUCGCUUCUGAAAGAGCUGAAGGAGUACACCUGGGAAGACGGCAAGAUUGAAGAAGACUCGCCGGAGCUCGUCAAGCACGUGUUGUGGACCCCGUCCGAGGGUGCAUUCGAAAAGUGCGGUGCGAGGACAGACGAGUGCACCCGCGAGCCUGAUGAUCACGUUCAGCAGCUCACGAAAGUGUCCAGAACGGCGUCUGGGUUCUUCGAGAUUGCAAGACAGAAGGGCACCACCACUCACGAAGAAGACUACCUGCCGAUGAAGAACGGCGCUGUCAUAUUCGGCAAGAGCAGCCGUCUGAUACACUCCCGCCCCACCAACAGCGGGUACGACUCCAGCCAAGCAGGCUCUCUCCACACCGAGGCAGCGGAGCGCAAUGGCAGCAGCUCCAUGAUGGCUUUCACCCACGCUGGGAUUCGGUCGACCUCGACGUUCCAAGAACGAGACGAUGACGAGACUUCCGGUAUGAGCAGUCCUCGUGCAAUGAGCCCACUGAGCGGUGGAGAGCGGCCUUUCACAGGCCUCGAGUCGAGUAGAAUUGGAAGUCCUCCCGCGUCGUCCGAGGCCACCGCCUCUGAAUCGACGCUUGCCUCCCAGACGGCCCAACAGAGUCCUGCCCCUGCAGCAACAAGAAGGCGCGGACAUCGUAAAGCUUUGAAGCUGAGAGAGGCGCUUUUGAAGUUCCGAACUUGGAAGCAGAAGAUCCGACCGAGGGCUACUGUGAAAUGA